Phyllostomus discolor (pale spear-nosed bat) is the source of this 3010-nucleotide messenger RNA. RefSeq lists its product as uncharacterized. The transcript is spliced from 2 exons. The record is from RefSeq and is a predicted model, not a curated record. Lineage: Eukaryota; Metazoa; Chordata; Mammalia; Chiroptera; Phyllostomidae. Bases 566 to 2362 code for a protein of 598 amino acids.
UUUAUGACCAUGAUAUUUUUACGCCAUGGUCAACCAAAUCACCUGCAAAACCUGGAAAAGGUUGGACUUUAUUUUUCGACUUGUAUAUAAUGCAGUUGCAAACCAAAUUGGGAUAAAUUUGGAUUUUGUACCUUAUUAAGAAUGGGACUAACACAGCAUGAUUGAUUUGAGUAGCCUUGCCUUAGCAGGAUAUUUGGGCUGAUUCCUUUUCUGGACGAGUCUUUGAGAAUUCCUGGAAUCUGGGGAGAGUAAGGGAGAGUAUGGAGCCUUCCCUAUACAUCAGGAAAUCCUGUUUUGCUAAGAACCUGGCCAAAGCCUUGGUGGUGUCAACUCCAAAGACAGAUCCAGUUUUCUUGCAGUUACUGCAUGAGAUUCUCUGAAGAAUUGUGGCUAUAUGCCACGAUGUUUAACAAGAAGCUCCUUUAUGACAUCACCAGGCAGGUAGCUAAGGGGACUAUUUGAGAACAACAGCGACUUUUGUGGGAAUGCAAGAACAGCAGCUUUUAAAACUGAGGGUAAACAUUCAGGCUUAUUAGGACCCUGGAUACAAGCCAGCCGGUAACAUAUGGGUUCUAACCAGAAGGGCAGCAUCUAUCAAGUGCUUAAGAUGAAUAAAACUGGGCCCAAGGUAAUGGUUUCACCACAGAGAGGGGCUGAGAUUACUAACACUGUCCCUCAGCGGGGACAUGGGACUUUGUCAACCCAGCGAAGUCGUGCGGUCUCCGUCAGCCCUUCUACCCAUCAAAGAUCAGAAGCUCGGCAUUCUGCCAUACCCCCUUCAUCAUCAUCAGAGUAUCCUCGCUCUAUCUCCUUCCAAGUAGGACCCAGCUCCUCUGGAGGAGCACCCAUCCCUAGAGCAACUGAGAGCCGAUCAAAAUCAGAAGCUUACCGCCAUUCCUCUCUUCAGCGAAAGAUCCAGCAAACUCAGACACCAUUUCCCCAUGCUGUUCAGAUGCAGCAGAAUAUUAGUCAACCCAGAGAAGAAGCAACACGAAGAAGGGGUGAGAGCAAGUCAGGGCGUGACAGUAAUGCUUAUUCAUUAGCCUCAGAUUCCAGACCCUUUCGCCACUUGAGUUUUGCAGACCAGAAGGAUAAUGCACAAAUCUUACAAGAAGACCCACCCUCCAAGGUCCUGUACCCACAAGGAGUCAGAGUUCCUCGGCGGUCUAUGGUUUCUCCAAAGGAUAAAGCAGUCCAAACUGAACCCAUCCGAAAGAGUGUGACUGCUGCUGAGAUCAAAUCUAUAAGGAGAUCCUUUAGUCCAGAACAUGGCAACAAACACAUCUUUGCAGACUCUCGAACAACCCAGAGAAGGAUCCCUGGCCAAGAGUCUGAAACAGGUCGUCACAGUUCAGUUUAUACAGAACCCAAGGCGUUGCAUAGGAACAAGAACUUGGAAUCGUCCCUCACACUCUCUGUCCUUAAAGAUAUAGAUGGUGGACACCAAGUUUCUGUGCAUACAGAGCUUGAGCCUACCCUCAAGCAUUCUGCCUGCACUGAACCCAAGCCCCCGCUAAAAGUCUUAGUAUCAUCAGAAGUGGAGUCCAGCAUAAAGACCCCAGUGCGAGGAGAUGGCACAGUUGGCCGCAGAGUCACUAUCAGCUCAGGACCACAGUCAAUACAGGCAGCUCCCCGUGUGACAUCUCGGGCAGGAUCAGAGAGCCCCCAAAGAGCUUCCAUGUUUACUAUUCCCGAGCCUGUCUAUAAGCAGCACACCCAGAGAGCCUCAGAAAGUGUCUCCAUGUCCCCACUACCCAGACUCAAGCAUUCAGAACCUUCCUCAAAUCCCUCUUUUCAUACCAAAGUGGAACUGACCCCUCGGCCCUUACCCCCUCGUUCCAUACCUAAGUAUGGGCCUGAGUCCUCAUGGUGGGCCUUACUCAAUACUGAAGUUGAAAUGCCCCAAAGCCAAUCAACAACACCUGAUUUCGAGGUUGACUCCUCCCCUCUCAUAGACUAUUCAUUGUUCUCUUUUGAAAUGGACUCAAACCCUUGCUGUGAGGAUCUGAUGUUCCAGAGAGAGAAGGCAAGUGCAUCACCACCACCACCACCAGCGACACCACCACCACCACCAUCACCACCACCACCACCACUACAAUUACUAAAGGAGCCUCCAGGCCGGGCACCAUUGAGAGGAGUGCCGCAGGCCCCCAAGCACACCUCCAAACAACCCAUUCAAAGGUUUAGUGCUUUCUUCUUGGAUGUCUCUGAGGAAAUGUACAAUCGUGUCAUCUGGUGGCUAAAAGGUCUGUGCUUUCCCCUCCCGUGGGCCCACUGCGGGGGUCUGGGUGGCUGGAGGACAGGUGGUAGGGUAGCCUCGAUGUAUGCAGAGCUAGGUCUUUUAGGACACUGCUCAUGCUAGGAUUUUGACUUGAAGGAGCAGAGGAACUUAUCUUGCCUAAAAUUCUACCAUUAAUUAUUCCUUCUGGACCUGGAACCCUUUUUAUCUUCAAGAAUCUCUUUUUAUUUUAAGACUGUUUUUAAUGGGAAGUAGUCACUUCUGGAAUGGAGAACAGUGGAAACCUGUGGCCUGUCAGCCUGAUCUUACCUAUCGAGAGAUAAACAAACCCCAGCAAAACAAAUUACUUGCUUCACAGUCUUACUCAGGGCUAAGCCCACACUAAUUCAGGUUGAGGGAUCUCCUUGUGUGUCUCUCUGGUUCCUCAGAGCCCUCCUUAUACCCUGGUUCCAGGACCUGGGAGGUACUUAUUGGCUGCUGCUCAGCAGGAUUUCCAGGAAUGUCUGGGCCUCUUCCUUGAGGCCCUGCAGUCAACUCAAAAGUCCUUAAGAGUAGUGUCUUCAGGGCUUGGUGACCCCCUGACUCCCCUUGUAUCUUGACUACUAUGGUGGGAGGGAAGGUAAGGACCAGCCCUUAUAUGUGGGUCUUAGUGGCAAGGAGUUCCUAUUUCACGCACUAUGGUCCAAAAUAUGAUUCAGCCCUGAGAGCAUGAGGGAGGCCAGGGCUCUGGGUAAGGAAAUUCCUAAGGAGGAGAGAGCCCUGGGAAUGCAA